Paramormyrops kingsleyae is the source of this 2545-nucleotide messenger RNA. It is a transcript of the gene rmp64, whose product is annotated as nucleolus and neural progenitor protein. Gene Ontology annotation, biological process: positive regulation of Notch signaling pathway. Lineage: Eukaryota; Metazoa; Chordata; Actinopteri; Osteoglossiformes; Mormyridae. Gene Ontology annotation, cellular component: nucleus. The record is from RefSeq and is a predicted model, not a curated record.
AACGUUUGACGUCUAUUAGUAGGUAAAGACAAAUAACUGCUUUAAGAUCUGUGUAGCUGUGUAAGAAUCGGACGCGCUGUGGUGGUUUCUGAUGGACAGAAGGGGCGGGGAGAGGAAACGUGGUUCCCAGCUCGCGGUGGCUUAUGGGAGAACAUGGCUGCUGAGCCGUGGAAUAAGAUAGAUGUACCCCGUCCCGGGGCCGUCUCCACUGUCCGUAUCCCUUUCACAGAACACACAGGCGACCUCGUUAAAUGUUUUCUGGAGGAGUGUGCCGGGGUGCUGAAGGUGCUGCAGAGCGACAUCCUCCACACCGAGAUCAUGGUGCUUUACUCGGUGCUUUAUGUGACGAACAACCCGCUCCGACAACACAAGCCUUUCAGAGCCAUAAAACAGGUUGAACGUUGCCUAAACCGGCUGAAGGAGAUGAAACUGACCGCAGCGCUCCUGGAAGCGGAGGCCAUGUGUCCAACGGAAUCUCAGAGACAGGUGUCGUCCCAGACGGGCCAGUGUGAAGUGCCCAGUCAGCCCACACUGGAAUGGCUAAGCCUGAAAGUUCUGGGAGCCAGUAAGCUACUGGCCUGCCUGCUGGACUGCUCCAUCAAGGCCUUCUCAAUGACGAGGCAGCACCUUUUCUGGGCAGAAUACAUCGUCCUCAACGUUGUUUUGAGCUCCAUGCUCAGCCGCCUGUGGGUGUUCUUCCAGGGCGUCUUGAGGAACCUGGAUCCUCUGUACCGGGCGGUGCGUGCCCUGCUGCAGGACGUGUGCCAGGCCUGCCCUAUGCCCUCCUUGAGCGGCUUUGUCCUCCCGGAGGAUGUCCCGGCUUUUCUUGGGCCCUCGUGUUGGGCCCAAAUAGAGGCGGGGCUUCCCGCGACCGCCACUAGGAGUAAGAAGGGGGCCAGCAUGGGGAGCCGGGUGCCGGUGCAGGUGGACCCCAAGGCUGAGAAGAGCGGCAUGGAGGAUCUUGGGAGUUUGUUUUUCCAGAGAGGCCCCAGCGCAGUUGUAGGUGACGCCGCCAGGUUUGAUGUGAAGGCUCUGCUCAGACGAGGGAGUGGAAACAGGAAUGCUGCUCAGCUUGCCGGGUCUCCUCCAAGGCCUGGAGGCGACACCACCUUGGUGUGGCAGAAACGGAGGCUGAUGAAGCAGCUGGCGGCAGCAUCCUGCUCCUCCGACAUGGCCGCCCGUCUGACGGAGGCAGCCGCGUGGUGCCGGCACAGGAGGCUGCGGAGGGAGAGCUGCCGGCUGAAGCUCCUCAGGCUGACCUGCGGGAGGCUCCGCUUCCUGGAGGAGAGAGGCUUCAGAGUGGAGGGCAAGCUGAUGGCUCUCAGAAGGGCGUGUCGAAAAGCCUUAUUCCUCCCUCCUCCCGUCGUUUGCCGGCCAUCCAGCACCCCCUGCAGGCGGAGGAGGAACUCGCGCCUGAGGGCCGGGUUCCCGUCUGCGAGGUGGCGCCGCUGGUCUCAGAAACGGGGCAGACGAGUCACACCGGGGACGCCAUCUGUGGCGAGUAAGGCGUACGCUGAGGCGGGAGGAGGAGUAGGAGGAGGAGUAGGAGGAGGAGAGGAAAGCAAGGAGGGAGACGCGGUGGCGGGAGGCAGCAAGGCCGACGCAGACCCCAGUCUGGGCAACGGCGGCGAGAUCGAUGACAUUUUUGCCUCGUUAGGAUUCUAAUCAGGGCCAGCUGUGAGGAUGCGGCGCCCCGUCAGCAUUGGGGCAUGCCACUGGUCGCCCUGGCAUGCAGGGAAGCGGGUGCCGCCUGUUACUUCUGGGAAUCGGCACUGGGCUGGUUGCCCUGGGCAACUGCAUACUGUGUAUGUUUCCCCACUGUACUUUGCACACACUAAGCCUCCCCCCUUUGAUACAUUAACACUUUAAAUCUUUAGAUUGCUUAUAUAUAAAAACCAGUACAAUCGAUGUUUGUCUGAAUCAUAAACAUUCUAAAAAUAGAAUGUUUUUUUUUUUUUAUUAAAGAACUGAAACAUCUGCCUUAAAUAGUUGUUAAAUAAGGAUAAUAAUUUACAGGAUGUCAUGGGGGGAAAUAACAUUUUGUAGAAGAAAAUACAGAAAUACAAUAAGAAUUCUUACUGUGGUAUGGAUUACUCUGCAUACGGUGUCUGUUUCCCCAAUGGACUUCGUACACUCAGACCCCCCUGCCCACCCCCUGUAGCCGCAUGCAGCAGAGGGGUCCUUCACUUGUGCCAGCAGCCAAGGCGCGGUCUGUAUCCUGUGACCAGCUGCCGGUGCACCUUCCACAGCAGUAAUGAGUAGGGGGACAGAUGGCCGUGCAGAUUCUGGUAUUUCAGUACGACUCAGACAGUGUGUCUGAAGACUAACUUGGAUUCUCAUCCAGCCACACCGACAGAUGAUGAUCAUGCCACAGUUACACAGUUAGUGUAACAGCAGCAGUUUUUAUUGAUUACCAUCAUACCAGUUGAAGGAGAAUAUUAAAUAUAGAAUAUCAAGCAUACAGUCAACUGUUCACAACAAAUUUAUUCUUCUGUACUUUGGAUAUAUUAACACAUUAAAUUAAAUUGCUUCUUUGUAAAAACCA